Messenger RNA from Iphiclides podalirius (scarce swallowtail), 1374 nucleotides. Lineage: Eukaryota; Metazoa; Arthropoda; Insecta; Lepidoptera; Papilionidae. The record is from the annotation of a GenBank genome assembly.
AUGUUUUAUUCGAGAGGCUUUGAGCAAGUGUUAGUGUUAUUGUGUGUCCUUGCCGCGGCGGGCGGGGCGGACAGCGAAACGAAGAAGGCACCGUGCGAAGUCACCGUUCAGGACGUGAAUAACCUUACGCUGAACUGCUCCCGUCGCGGUAUCGAAAGUGUGCCUCAAGACUGGCCCGAGAAAAUCGACGCGGUGCCGGAUAAAGACGGCCACGUGCUGCUGACAUUCUUCAACAACAGCAUAACGAACGUGACGCAGCUGCCUCGGAUCCCGGGCAAUAGGGUCGCGAUCAGCUUCAAGUCCAACGCCAUAAUCGAAAUAGAGGAUGACGCGUUCAGAAACGUACAGCGCUUGGUGUAUUUGGAUCUGAGCAACAACCGUAUAUCAGGCGAAGUGCUGAGGACCGAAAUAUUCCAAGGGCCUUACAACGAUGGAGUGUACAAUAGCAUCGCUCUGGAAACGUUGAACCUCGGACACAACGAGAUACAUUCAUUGGACCGAUACCUGUUCAAGUACACGCCAAACCUCACGCGGCUUUAUCUCAACAACAACCCCAUGGAACUGCUCGACCACGUCACAGUCCUGGCGCUGUCCAGUGCAACCAACUUGGAGGUUCUAGAUUUGGCUAGCACCGACAUCAGCACGAUACCCUUAGACGCUUUCAGAGGUCUGGUUAACUUGCAACAGAUCGAUCUUUCUGGAAAUAAAUUCGUGAACGUGCCCGAGAGCCUGAGCUUGGUCGGCAGCACACUGCAGUAUCUCACAUUCAACAACAAUCCCAUAGUGGAACUCAACGAUGACAGCUUUGUUGGAUUAACAAAUCUGGUGCAAUUAGAAGUCGGGGAAAAUGAUUACUUAGAGGAAGUAAAGCGGGGUACGUUCACGCCGUUAAAAAAGUUGCGCAUACUCCACCUCUGUCACAAUGCGAAUCUGAGGUACAUUAGCCAUAAUGCUUUUCGCAAUCUGAAGGAAAAAUGGACACUGAAGGAGGUAUACUUGGAUGAUAACAAUUUGAGUGAACUAUCCACAGACUUAAUGCCUUGGAAUAAAUUAGACAUAUUGGGAAUGACAGGCAACAGUUGGCUUUGCAAUUGUGAUCUAGCUAAUAUUGUCACAAAGCAAGAAGCAGGAACAAAAUUCAAAGGUGGAGACAUUCCAUACUGUGCAGCACCAAUGAAAAUGACUGGCACUUAUAUCACAAAUAUAUCAAUGGCAUUCUGCCCCACAUUUGAUACAACAUUUGCCUCAAAAAGAGGGAGUAUUCGUUUCAUGGAUGGCCGAGACAUGUCUCGCGGGGGGCGGGCGGGCGGAACGCGAAAGGAGCCGCCGCCGAGCGCAGUGAUCUCCGCGCGCUCCUUUGUUAUCAGCGGCGGC